Messenger RNA from Linderina pennispora, 1733 nucleotides. RefSeq lists its product as uncharacterized. Bases 252 to 1649 code for a protein of 465 amino acids. Lineage: Eukaryota; Fungi; Kickxellomycota; Kickxellomycetes; Kickxellales; Kickxellaceae. Gene Ontology annotation, molecular function: DNA binding. The transcript has a single exon. The record is from RefSeq and is a predicted model, not a curated record.
CAACAAUAGACCCUUUUUCAACAGCUCUUUUACUUUUACUUUUACUUUUACCUUUUCUUUCUCAAAUCCCUUGUACAGCGAACGGGGUUCCCACAUUUCCCGAUAUAUUCACCGCGUCCCCUCAAUCCUACGCCUUGCGCCUAUAGAUCAACAGCAGCUCUCUCUCCCCAUCCCCGUUGCUCCAUACCCUUACGCCCCAAUCCAGCUAUAUUAGUUUUGCCAUUUACGUCCUAUUUAUCACAUCUAAAGACAUGGAGACAUAUAGAGGCUGCAUCGAGACCACCGAUGAUGCCCUUCUCAUUUUUGAGGCGUGCCGCCUCGGCAUGCUGCAGCGCGUGAGCCGGCGACUCGUCGAGGAAGAGCGCAACUGCAUUCAGUCUGGCUCUGUCUACGUCUGGGACGAGAGCGAGUCGGGCAUCCGGCGCUGGACCGAUGGCAAGCGCUGGUCGCCGUCGCGUGUCAACGGCUGCUUCCUGAUUUACACCGAGCUUGAGCCCAAGACCGCCGCCGCCUCGUCGCCGUCCAAGCCCGGGUUGGUCAAGAAGGCCCUGUCGCUGUUCACAGCACAUGCGAGCAAGCUGCACCUUGUCUGCUACUACAACAAGGAGGAUCUGAACAACGGCAAGCUGAUUACACCGUCGCAGGACCCGCUUCUGUGCAAGCUCCCGAUCCCGCGCAGCCUGUAUCCAGAUGUGAUCCCAGAGCUCAUCCACGUCGCUUCCAGCCACAGCAUCUCGGGCUAUCCGAUGCGCGCCGAUUCGUAUUCGCGCUCGUCUGCGCUCUCUUUGUACCCAGUGGCCCAGUCGUCGUCGUUGUCAUCUGCCCAGCGGUGCAGUGGCCAGUCGCGCUCUAGUGCUUUGUCAUCGGUGGCAGUAGGUUCAGACUACCUCCGCAACCAAUAUCCGCUUGUGCAUCGGCAGGCACCACCGCAAUACUUGGCCUCUCAGUGUGCAAGCCCCCAGGCUCGCCCCAUUAGGCAUCAGUGUCACUCUGGACCAGUAAUGCAUGACACGCACCAAUCACCGCUAUUUCAGCCGCACUAUAUGGUCUCGGUUCCUGCCGGUAGCCCACAGCCCACCGCCAACAAGGUCAAUAAUCACCAAACUCUGGCGAUUUCCAAAUACGACCCGAUCUCCAUGCCUCAGGGCCCUCGGUCUGCCCCGCUUCUCCGCACUGAGACUAAGCAGGAGCAAAAUUCCGCCAUCCAGCAACUGCAGCACCAGCAGCAACAUCACCCGGCGCACCCGAUCUCCGAGCUUCAAUACUCGGCUACUUCCCGGAGCGGAGUCAUCAAUCACCGCAGCAUGAGCCAGCCCGUGCCCCCACGCAGCAGCAUCUCGCAAUCCACCGAGGUCUUACCGUUGGCCAUGGUGCCGUGCCAGCGGUCAAGCACCACGACCAGCAUGGCUGGCACCAGCAGCUCGCCAUCGUCGAGCAGUGUGCGGCUCCCGCCCAUCUCUGACCUGUUCAACGCAGUCGAGCAAAUUUCAAAGCGGCGACCAGCCAAUGCCCCCUCGUCGGUGGAACUGUCCGGUGCCCGCGGCCGGUACAUGGGAGAGCCAUGGGGCCGCACCAGUGGCUUGCGGUCAACCAUUCGUGGACCCGGUGGAUACCUAAGCGGGAACAAUGACAUGGCCGAGCACAAGUAAAAAACAUUGUCUUUCUAGUUUAUUCAAUUCGCCUUUUGUAACCUCAUUUACCUUAUUAUAGUGCUUUCCAAAAAGUGCAACAGC